AUGAGACAAAAAGAUGAUCAAUCGUUUAUUCAACUUCUUAAUCGUGUCAGAACAGCCACACAGACUGAAGAUGACAUUAACAUUAUCCAAUCAAGAUGUAUUACCCCAGAUGAUCCUAAUUAUCCCUCAGAUGCACUUCAUAUCUGGGCUGAAAAUGCACCAGUUGAUGGUCAUAAUAGAAACAAACUUGAAGAACUCCCUGGAUUAUUGUAUAUUCUUAGAGCUAAAGAUCAAUAUCCACCUAAUGUAAGAAAACAAGAUAUUGAUAGAGUGUUAGCCAGAGGACGAUCUGAGACAGGUGGACUUGAUUAUGAGAUUCACAUUAAAGAAGGUGCCAGAGUGAUGUUAACCACAAAUAUUUGUAUUGCUGACAGACUUAUUAAUGGACAAAUGGGUACUGUUGUGAGCGUGCAAGGCAACCAGACUACUAAUAAUCCAACAGUCCUUUAUAUAAAGUUUGAUGAUCCAAAUGCUGGUAAAGACUUAAUUAUCACCAAAGGCAACCAUUUUGCAAAGGAGAACCAUGUUGUGCCUAUUGAACCAGUUCUAGCAAAGAUCAAAAUAAGACCAGGUAAAGCUUCCUCCCCAGAAAUACAAAGAGUGCAAUUUCCUGUGACACUUGCUUGGGCAUGUACUGUACACAAAGUACAAGGUUUAACACUUGAAAAAGUUGUACUUAGCACUGAAUUAGUAAAACAAAGAUCAUUUAACUAUGGUCAAAUUUAUGUUGCUUUGAGUCGUGCUACAUCAUUAAAUGGUUUAUUCAUCUUGGGACAAGUAGAAAGUAAACAUAUUAAAACAAAUCCUAAAGUUCUGUCAGAAUAUGAAAGACUUCAAACUGACUGCCCGAUUUCAGUCGAAAAUACUGUCUAUGACCAUUCCAAUGUUCUCACCAUAUCACUUUUGAAUACUUAUAUUAAUAACACAACUACUGUACAUACUGGAGUAUUCGUGGUAAAUUUGGCAAUGAUGAAUUGUACUGGAGAUCAUUAG
Molecule: messenger RNA, 993 nt
Organism: Dendronephthya gigantea
Lineage: Eukaryota; Metazoa; Cnidaria; Anthozoa; Malacalcyonacea; Nephtheidae
Product: ATP-dependent DNA helicase PIF1-like
Exons: 2
Coding region: 1-993 (330 amino acids)
Source: RefSeq, a predicted model, not a curated record